AUGUAUUUUUUAGCUCCUGAAACAGAGCUCAUUUCUGGUGGAUCUGAUAAACAACUUAUUCUUUGGGAAUGCAAUGGUACAGGAGCAUGGACUAGUCAGGCUGUGAAAAGCAUUCCUCUCAAAGGCCACACGGAAGCUGUUUGUGCUGUGGAUGCUGUCUACCAGUCAGAUGAACCUGGUUUAAACCUGCUAAUAGCUUCUGCAGCUUCUGACUCUACUGUGAGAGUCUGGUCUCGGUGUGGUCCAGAAGCUAAAUGCAUUGAAAUUCUGCAGUUUGGAAAUGGAUUUGUUAUGGAUGUCUGCUUAUCCUUCUUGCCUGGCAGCAAUGUACCAGUACUGGGUGGUGAUGACUGCAAAAUAAGUUUGUUUAUACAGCAGAAUGAUCAGUUUCAGAAAGCAUUGAUACUCUCUGGCCAUGAAGAUUGGAUCAGAGGCGUUGAGUGGGCAGUCUGUGGUGAAGACCUUUUCUUAGCAAGCUGUGCUCAGGAUUGUUUGAUAAGAAUUUGGAAAGUGUGUACAAAAUCAAAGCAACUUCCAGAAACUGAAGAUAAUUCCUUAAGACUGAAAGAGAAUAUUUUUACUGUCAAAGAUACUGAUACAUCAUACGCAGUUACUCUGGAGUCGGUGUUGGCUGGUCAUGAAAACUGGGUGUAUGCAGUUCACUGGCAACCUUCCAUUUCCAAAGAUGGCAGCAUGCAACAGCCAAUGAGGAUAUUAUCUGCAUCAAUGGACAAAACUAUGAUCAUCUGGGAACCCGAUAAAGAAUCUGGAGUUUGGCUAGAACAGGUGCGGGUAGGUGAAGUGGGUGGCAACACCCUUGGAUUUUUUGACGGCCAGUUUAGUCCAGAUGGUUCAAUGAUCGUUGCUCAUGCUUUUCAUGGGGCACUACACCUUUGGAAACAGGCUACAGUUAAUAAGAAAGAAUGGACUCCAGAAGUUGUGAUUUCAGGACAUUUUAACAGUGUUGAGGAUGUAAAGUGGGAUCCAGAAGGAGAAUUUAUCAUCAGUGUUGGCUCUGAUCAAACUACUAGACUCUUUGCUCCAUGGAAAAGAAAAGAAGCAACAGAG
Messenger RNA from Acanthisitta chloris (rifleman), 1068 nucleotides. RefSeq names its product elongator complex protein 2-like. The annotation marks the transcript as partial. Gene Ontology annotation, molecular function: protein binding. Lineage: Eukaryota; Metazoa; Chordata; Aves; Passeriformes; Acanthisittidae. Gene Ontology annotation, biological process: tRNA wobble uridine modification. The transcript has 10 exons. The record is from RefSeq and is a predicted model, not a curated record. Gene Ontology annotation, cellular component: elongator holoenzyme complex.